Messenger RNA from Cuscuta europaea, 1193 nucleotides. The record is from the annotation of a GenBank genome assembly. NCBI's taxonomy places the organism in Eukaryota, Viridiplantae, Streptophyta, Magnoliopsida, Solanales, Convolvulaceae.
CAACCCACCCGGUUUGAGUUGAACCAGAGAGAGGCAGAAAGAAAGAGAGCCAGUCUGUCUUCAUUUUGUUUAAUUAAUUGUUUAUGAUGGAACACACCGGCAAGACGGUGGUUGUGAUAACCGGCUGUUCAAGCGGCGGCAUAGGGCACGCCAUGGCUCGCGAGUUCGCCUCCAAGAACUGCUUUGUGGUGCCAACGGCUCGAUCCCGCGCUGCAAUGCAGGAUCUUGAGAAUGACCCGCGGUUCUACCCUCAAGAACUCGACGUUCUGUCUGACCAGUCAGUGACGCGUCUUAUCUCCGGCGUUCUCCGGAAGUUCGGUCGGAUCGAUGUUCUUGUAAACAACGCCGGAGUGCUCAGCAUUGGACCGCUGGCUGAGAUCCCUUUAUCCACCAUUCAGCACACCUUCGACACCAAUGUGUUUGGAACGAUGAGGUUAGUUCAAGCUGUGGUUCCUCACAUGGCAUCCAGGAAAGAGGGAAAGAUUGUUAAUGUAGGCAGUUGUAUUGCUUUUGUUUCUGGAGCAUGGGCUGGUGCUUAUAGCUCAUCCAAAGCUGCUCUACAUUCUUUAACAGAUACCUUGAGACUGGAACUACGGCCUUUGGGGAUUGAUGUGAUCAAUGUGGUUCCUGGAGCAGUUAAGUCGAAUGUAGGAAACUCAGCAAUUGUGAGGUAUGAUGAUCAGAUGCCAGAAUGGAAGUUUUACAAAAGAUUUGAAGCAGCAAUUAGAGGAAGAGCCCUCCUCUCCCAGGUUCCAGGGGCGACCUCUACUGAAGAGUUUGCAAAACGGACUGUGACAGUGGUGCUUAAGAGGAACCCCCCAGCUUGGUUCUCAACCGGUCACUAUUCAACCAUUUCAGCAAUCCUCUAUCACUUGCCAUUGUUCAUCAAAGACUUCAUUGUCCGCAAAAAAAUGAUGAGUUGAAAUCUACAUUAGUUUCUGAAUUGGGAACCCUCCUUUCCUAAAGAUUUGUGCAUCAUAGGUUGAAUUUCAAGAUUUGGGGUGGGUUGGAGGAACUGGGCUACAUAUGUUCCAAUCCAAAUUUGGAAAAACAAGUCUGCGUGAGAUUUUUACUAAAGAGAUUUAAAUGCAAGAAUUGUAUCGUUUACUACUGUAAACCAACUCCAUAUAUGUGAUUAUGUGAAUCAGUGAAUGUAUUGAUAUAUAUCGUCCCUAGAGUUGUAAAGAAAGUCC